AUGGCUAAGAAAGAUAAAAAGUCUAAAGAAGCCAAGAAGGCAAGAGCUGCUGAAAAGCAAAAGAAGAAUGCUGCUAAAGCAGAACAAAAAGAUAAAAAACUUGCAAAAAAAUUAGGAGAAGAUGAAGAAGAUGAUGAUAUUGAUGCAAUUUUAGAAAAAUAUGCUCAAGAACAAUUAGAAUUUACUGAAGUUAAAAUCGAAGUUUGUGAUCGUCCAUCUAAAAGAUUAAAUCCUACUUUAGUAGCUAAUCCAUCACAUACUAAACGAGAAUUAAUUUUAUUUGGUGGUGAAGUAAAUGAAGGUCAUGUUAGUAGAUUCUAUAAUGAUUUGUUCACUUAUUCUAUUGAUAAUGAUACCUGGAGAAAAAUAUCCAGUAAGAAUGCUCCACUUCCUAGAUCAUCUCAUGCCAUGUGUUCUCAUCCAUCUGGUGUAGUGUUAAUGUUUGGUGGGGAAUUCUCAUCUCCUAAACAAUCUACUUUCUACCAUUAUGGGGACACUUGGAUAUUAGAUGCUGAUACUAAAGAAUGGCAAAAAUUAGAUUUGAAAAAAGGUCCAAGUGCCAGAUCAGGUCAUAGAAUGGCAGUUUGGAAGAAUUAUAUUAUCUUACAUGGUGGUUUCAGAGAUUUGGGUACCAUGACAACUUAUCUUAGUGAUGUUUGGUUAUUUGAUAUCAGUGAAUUUAAAUGGACUCAAGUAGAAUUCCCUCCAACACAUCCUAUUCCAGAUGCUAGAUCUGGUCACUCCUUAUUGCCUUGUGCUGAUGGUGCGGUCAUAUAUGGGGGUUAUACUAAAGUUAAAGCCAAGAAAGGUUUGCAAAAGGGUAAAGUUUUAUCUGAUUGUUGGGUUUUGAAAAUGAAAUCUGAUCCUAAAGCAGUUAGAUUUGAAAGAAGAAAGAAACAAGGUGCUUUGCCAUCUCCAAGAGUUGGAUGCUCUUUGGUGUACCAUAAGAACAGAGGUAUGUUGUUUGGUGGGGUUUAUGAUUUCGAAGAAAGUGAAGAAAACUUGGAUUCUGAAUUCUACAACCAGUUAUACACUUACCACAUUGAAAGUAAUCGUUGGUAUAAUUUACACUUGAAACCACAAAAGAGAAAGAAGAAAGAAGCUAUCAAAGAAAAAACCAGAGAUGAAGACUUGGAAGAACUUUUGAAUUCCAUUUUAGCUAAAGCUAAUUUGAAUGAUGACGAUAACGAUGAUGAUGAUGCGUCAGAAAUUGAGAAACUCAAACAACUUGAACAAGACGAUAAAGAAGAUGAAAAAGAUGUUGUUGAAUAUCCGGUAAUGAACCAAUUCCCACACCCAAGAUUCAAUGCAAUCACCUGUGUUGUUGAUGAUGUUUUGUAUAUCUAUGGUGGUAUAUUUGAAAGAGGAGAGCAAGAAUUUAACUUGGAUUCGUUCUAUGCUAUUGAUUUGGGUAGAAUUGAUGGAGUUAAGGUCUUCUGGGAAGAUUUGUCUGAAUUAGACAGAAGUGAAGUCAAUUCUGAUGAAGAAGAAGAGGAUGAUGACGAUGACGAAGAAGAUGAUGAUGGUGAAGAAGUUAAUGGAGAUGAGAAAUUAGAAGCCGAAGAUGAUGAUGAUGAAGAGGAGGAAGAAGAAGAGGACGAAAUUGAAGAAGAAUUCCCAGAUGCUAGAUUCUGGUUACCACAUCCUAAACCAUUCGAAUCAUUACGUGCAUUUUACCUUCGUACAGGACCACAGUUUUUGGAAUGGGCCAUUUCAAGUAAUAAAGAUGCUCGUGGUAAGUAUUUGAAGAAAGCUGCCUUUGAUUUAUGUGAGGAUAGAUUCUGGGAAAGAAGAGAAGCAGUUGCUGUUGCUGAAGAUAACUUAGAAGAAAUGGGUGGUGUUGGCGAAGUUGUUGAAAAAGACACUUCUAAAGGAACCUCUAAAAGAAGAUAG
Molecule: messenger RNA, 1893 nt
Organism: Candida tropicalis MYA-3404
Lineage: Eukaryota; Fungi; Ascomycota; Pichiomycetes; Serinales; Debaryomycetaceae
Exons: 1
Coding region: 1-1893 (630 amino acids)
Molecular function (GO): protein binding
Source: RefSeq, a predicted model, not a curated record